Molecule: messenger RNA, 2354 nt
Organism: Apodemus sylvaticus (European woodmouse)
Lineage: Eukaryota; Metazoa; Chordata; Mammalia; Rodentia; Muridae
Gene: Cdk18
Product: cyclin dependent kinase 18
Exons: 16
Coding region: 320-1744 (474 amino acids)
Biological process (GO): protein phosphorylation
Cellular component (GO): nucleus; cytoplasm
Molecular function (GO): ATP binding; protein kinase activity
Source: RefSeq, a predicted model, not a curated record
UUCUGCCUUCCUCCUCCUCCUCCCCCUCUUACCCACCUUCCUGCACCCCUCCCUUCUCCCUCCUCCCACAGCUCAGGUUGCAGCUUCUUUGGGGGGGAACCACUCACCUUUCCAGAGCCGGGAAGAGCCAGGGUCCCGAACAGGGACCCCGGCAGGGCGCGGGGCGCGGGACAGGGCACCUAAGGCUGGCAGCGCGGCCGCGGAGGGCGGGAGCCGGCUCGCCACGACCGGGACACGCGCAGAGUCCGCGGCGGCGGCCGGAGAGGGGCACCGCGCCGGGCAAGCUGAGCAAAGGACCCAUCUUGGACCCCUGCUGAUCAUGAACAAGAUGAAGAACUUCAAGCGAAGGCUUUCCCUGUCCGUGCCCCGCCCAGAGACCAUUGAGGAGUCGUUGGCUGAGUUCACUGAGCAGUUUAACCAGCUCCACACUCAGAGGAAUGAGGAUGGCAGAGAGGCGCCUGGACAGCUGUCUCCUGGCAUGCAGUAUCAACACCGGCAGAGCCAGCGCCGAUUCUCCAUGGAGGACCUCAACAAGAGGCUCUCUCUGCCCGUGGACAUCCGCCUGCCCCAGGAAUUCCUGCAGAAGUUACAGCUGGAGAACCCAGGGCUGCCCAAACCACUCACCCGCAUGUCCCGUCGUGCCUCCCUGUCAGAUAUCGGCUUUGGGAAACUGGAAACAUACGUGAAACUGGACAAACUGGGGGAGGGUACCUAUGCCACCGUCUUCAAGGGGCGCAGCAAACUGACAGAGAACCUCGUGGCCCUGAAGGAGAUCCGGCUGGAGCACGAGGAAGGGGCGCCCUGCACUGCUAUUCGAGAGGUGUCUCUGCUGAAGGACCUGAAACACGCCAAUAUUGUGACCCUGCAUGACCUCAUUCACACAGAUCGGUCCCUCACCCUGGUGUUUGAGUACCUGGACAGUGACCUGAAGCAGUACCUAGACCACUGUGGGAACCUCAUGAACAUGCACAACGUCAAGAUCUUCAUGUUCCAGCUGCUCCGGGGCCUGGCCUACUGCCACCGCCGCAAGAUCUUGCACCGUGACCUGAAGCCCCAGAACCUGCUCAUCAAUGAGAGGGGGGAGCUGAAGCUGGCUGAUUUCGGCCUGGCCCGGGCCAAAUCAGUGCCUACAAAGACCUAUUCCAAUGAGGUGGUGACGCUUUGGUACAGGCCUCCAGAUGUGCUGCUGGGAUCCACAGAGUACUCCACUCCCAUUGACAUGUGGGGCGUGGGCUGCAUCCUCUAUGAGAUGGCCACCGGCAAGCCCCUCUUCCCCGGCUCUACUGUCAAGGAGGAGUUGCACCUCAUCUUCCGUCUCCUGGGGACACCUACAGAAGAGUCGUGGCCGGGUGUGACGUCCAUCUCCGAGUUUCGAGCCUACAACUUUCCCCGGUACCUGCCACAGCCGCUGCUCAGCCACGCCCCCAGGUUGGAUACUGAAGGCAUCAACCUCCUGACCAGCCUCCUCCUGUAUGAAUCCAAGAGUCGCAUGUCAGCAGAGGCGGCCCUAAAUCACCCCUACUUCCAGUCUCUGGGAGAACGAGUACACCAGCUCGAUGACACUGCCUCCAUCUUCUCCCUGAAGGAGAUCCAGCUCCAAAAGGACCCAGGCUAUCGUGGCCUGGGCUUCCAGCACCCAGCUCCCUCCAUUCUCCAGGGCGAGGGAAGAACCGGCGGCAGAGCAUCUUCUGAGCCACGCCCACCCUGCUGCACCUUGAGGGAUGAGAGGCCACACGGAACAUGAAUUCAGGAAGUAUGGGGCCUGUGUGGCCAUCAGAGGGCUGAACAAUGAAUGCCUGUGGCCAGUCUGGAGGACCACUCGGCAGCCCUGUUGGUAGCGUUUGCCUCCUUCCCUUGCUUGCCACACAGCUCUGUGGUGGCCUCUACCGGACACCAUUCCCCUUGUCACCCACUGUGGGAUGGGCCGUGAGCUGCUUCCCUGAGAGGAAGGUGGGGCCAAGGAGGUCCCUGGGACCCUUUCCCAGCGGCAGUGCAGGAGAGUGUGCCCCCCUCCCCGCUCCUGCAGUCCCAUUGGCUGGACAAACCCCCUUCUUAUUGCUUGGGCCGUCACUUCAUCUUCUUCCCCUCUGAGAACGAGGAAUAUGGCACCCGACCUGGGACCCUGGAAUUGUGUCCACGUGUGUGCUGACCCCCACCCAAAGGCAGGCAUCCCUGGAGUAUCAGAAAAAGUAGUGCCUCCUCUUGUCACCACCCCCGCGAUGCUAUUGUCCCCUCCUUGCCAGAAGCCCUGUACCCUCUGGCUUGAACCAAGGCUAAAAAGCACCAGCAUGCUGCCUGUGUCCGACUGCAUCCGGAAGUGGUCUGCUACUCCAAGAUGUACUCCUGCCGCCUCA